Ilex paraguariensis (yerba mate) is the source of this 588-nucleotide messenger RNA. The record is from the annotation of a GenBank genome assembly. Lineage: Eukaryota; Viridiplantae; Streptophyta; Magnoliopsida; Aquifoliales; Aquifoliaceae.
AUGGCCAUUGGUGACCGCUUUUGGGAUUAUUGCUUGGCAAAUGAGAAGGCCCAGGCUGAUAUUGAAAGCCUCAAGAAAAAAGUACAGAAACGUGAGAGGACCAUCGGGAACCAAGCAUUCGAGGUGUCUAUUGUCGAUUCCAAAUUAGUAGAGGCUGAGAAGAACUAUGCCACGUUGACUGAAGAGGUCGAUAAAAUGACGGAGUUCCUGGCAAAUUCCAGGAAUAAGGAGAGCGAGAUUCAUUGGGAGGAUGUCGCGCUCCACGCUGCUAGGGUUAGCCUUGAAUUAGAGCUCUUCCUUAAGCAUGCUUUCAUGUCAACUCCACUAUUUGACGACGAAGAGAGCAAAAUUGAAGGCGACGAUAACUUUGCAAGGGAAGAACCUCUCUUGGCCUCCCACAAUGUUGCCUUCGUAGUUAGUGGGGCCCUUAAUUUUGAGGCUAACAUGGCCAUUGGUGACCGCUUUUGGGAUUAUUGCUUGGCAAAUGAGAAGGCCCAGGCUGAUAUUGAAAGCCUCAAGAAAAAAGUACAGAAACGUGAGAGGACCAUCGGGAACCAAGCAUUCGAGGUGUCCAACGUUUUGAAGUAA